Messenger RNA from Colletotrichum graminicola M1.001, 816 nucleotides. RefSeq lists its product as uncharacterized. The transcript has a single exon. The record is from RefSeq and is a predicted model, not a curated record. The coding region runs from base 1 to 816 and encodes 271 amino acids. Lineage: Eukaryota; Fungi; Ascomycota; Sordariomycetes; Glomerellales; Glomerellaceae.
AUGUCACCGAGCACCGAAAUACCACCGGCGACGGCGACGGCGGCGGCGGCGGUGAUGACUGGGACUCCCGCCUCCGACAUCGCCCAACCGGCAACGGCAUGUGCUACAGCCGUCUCACGACCGCUUACAACACCCGCGAUUGCCGUCCCGGAAGGCGUGACGGUGGUCUAUGCGGAACGCAAGCGGACCGGCCGCAUCGCCGGCGCAAAAUACAAAGCCGACGGCACGCCUUAUGGGCGCUCCGGCCCGGCGCCGAAGCCGCUGCACGAGAGGACAUCAUACAAGGAGCGCGCGCCGGUGAAGCGGCUAGAGCGGUCGUACACGGCGCAGCGGAAGAGAGAGGUGAUUAUGUUUCUGGAGAGCCACAAGCUGCCGUGCGACGACAACGAUACGCGAGCGCGGCGGAACCGGGCGGAUCAGCAGCCGCCGGCGGAGAAGGGGUACCGGUGGCCCACUCUCUCCGAGGCGUCGGAGUGGUUCAAGGUGCCCGAGGGGACGAUCCACAGCUGGUGGCAGAAGAGGGACAAUAUCAUGGGGAGGGCGCCGAAGAAGCCAACCAGGGCCGAGCAGAGGCGGCUGGCGGAGGAGGUGGAGAGGAAGAGGAAGGAGGACGAGGACAGGCGGACGCAGCUGGCGGCCAUUGGUUGGCCAGCGGAAAAGCUCCCUUCUGGCACUUCCGGGACUCCCAGUACUCCUUGUGCUUCAGGCGCUGUUACCAGUGGCGACGACGGAUCUGGAGAGGCGAUGGAGUGCGUUGAAGGGCCAUCUCGGUCAGUCCCCGGACGACAAGAGACACCAGAGGGUGUGCCAAUGUAG